Messenger RNA from Mastomys coucha (southern multimammate mouse), 1740 nucleotides. It is a transcript of the gene Ccdc188, whose product is annotated as coiled-coil domain containing 188. The record is from RefSeq and is a predicted model, not a curated record. The transcript is spliced from 7 exons. The coding region runs from base 141 to 1685 and encodes 514 amino acids. Lineage: Eukaryota; Metazoa; Chordata; Mammalia; Rodentia; Muridae.
CUGACUGUACCCAGGCCUUUGUGACUGUCACCCUGGGUAGACUUGUGAGCCAGAGUGACAUCCAAAGUGCCCUCAAAGAGAGUGGCAGGUUAGCCAGGCCAGAGCCUGGUCCUGGGGUCUGGAACGGGUCACAGGGACCAAUGGAGGGGCCGAAACCCCUGGAACCCCGUAGACACACUCACCCCCAGCGUCCUCCAGCCCCAGUUUCAAGCAGCCAUGGAGGAUGCCUGGAUCAGCCCUGUCAGGGAUUUGUAAGGUGGCCCUGUCCGGUCCCCCUUCAGUCCACUCAGUCAUUAGAGUCUUCCAGACCUUUCCCAGCUCCAGGGACAGGGAAUGGGGGACCCAGAGUGGGAGGAGAAGCCCCUGGGAUGUUUCUGUCAAGUGAACGGGACAUCCAACGACAGAGGGCUCGAGAGCCAACAGGGGCCAGACAAGAAGGGGAGGCUGAGGUAGAGUGGGGCUGGCCCCUACAUCCAGGGCAUGAACAGGGGCUACCUAGGCAGACAGGAUCUCCCACCUCAGGACCCAGACCCUGCCCAUGCCCAACGCUACUGCCUAGAGGAAGGGCCACAGCUUCAUCCACACCAGUUCCCACACAGCUUCAGGAUGGGACACUGGGGUGUGCAGAGCAAUCCUUUAUGCAGCUGGAGCAGGAGAACCACUGUCUGAAAAGACAGAAUCAGGACCUUCGGGAGCAACUGGGGGCCCUCCUGGGGCCAGGGCAGCAGUUCCUACCUUUAUGUUCUGAGCACUCAAGCUGUACAGCCCUGGCCUGGGUAAGCGGGAGCACACACGGACCUGGACCCAUGCAGUCCCGGACCCAUGCAGCAGCACCUCCAGCUGUCCACACCCUUGGGCAUGACCCAGGGGCUUUCCCACAGUCCCCCGAGUCAGCCACCCGGACCCUGGAAGACAGGGCACCUGUGCAGCUGUUGCAGCAGCAGGAGCUCUGCCCAGGGAAAGAGUACUUUGUGCGGCAGUCCCAGAGUGAGCUGCAACAGAUCCGAUUAUCCUUUGAGAGGAAGAAGAUGGCCAUUACAGAGGUGCCUGCUUGGUGGGAGGGAGCCCCUGCUAUAUAUAUCCUGUUCCUUGGGUAUGAUGCAGGCCUCAAUUCCCUGCUCCCAGGUGUGGGACGGUGUGGCCGAGGUACACAUGGCCCUGAACAACCAGGCCACCGGGCUCCUGAACCUCAAGAAGGACAUCCGGGGUGUGUUGGAGCAGAUGGAAGACAUCCAGCUGGAGAUUCUGGGGGAGAGGGCCCAAUGCCGAACUCAAGCCAGGAAGCAGCAGCAAAUGAUGGAGAAAGGCAGGCCACAGCUGGGAUAUUCCGAGAGCCUAAAGAACCACCUCUGGCUGCUGGCCUUGAGGCUGCUGCUGGGUGCUCUGCUGGCCUGCACAGCGGCCUACAUAUACGUGGUGGACCCCACAUCCUUCGAGGGGCUGGUGCCACCCCUGCUGAGCCGAGCUGCUGUCUGGAAGCUCAGGACCCUACUGGGUCCCUUCUUGCGCCUCGAGGUGGACGACUUCCUGCCUUUCUAGACCGGAAGCCCAGUGGCCCCAGCAAGGAGAAGGCCAGGUGGCUGGUGCUGCCCCAGGGGCCCAGGGGCCUUACUGGCCCUUGCCUACAGCACCACUGCACAAGGUCCCUACCAGGAGCUGCAGGAGAAGGGUGGAGGAGGGGCUAGUCCUGAGGGCUGGGCCUGCAGCUGGAUAUACAGUCAUGACACACUUUGCAUGUAA